AGUAAUGCUCCACAACACAGCAUUCCAGACAGGGGACGGUGAGAGACACAUCAUUGUUCUUACUACUGCUCCUAAAUCUUUCAAAUCUCAAAUAUAAACCCGGUUCAGUUGUGACUUAAGUCAAAGAAUUGAAGAUUCUGUCACACAUGUUUGACCUGAUGCCACGUCUAACCUGCAAAGGAUGGACAAUGGCUGCCUUCAUUAUAAUCCUGCAAGUAAUCCAAUUUCUCUCUGGCUUUGGCUUCACUGAAUCUGUUGAGCCUCUGAAAUGCUUUAACGAUUAUGAUACCGAGCUAAAGUGCAGCUUGUUCGGGUAUGAAGCCAAAAGUUGUUCUGAAAACAAACUCAACGCUUCAUUGAUCAUGAAGAAUGAAAACAGGUCAUUCACAUGCCAUUUUGAUGAAAUCCCACCCGGCUCAUGUGAAUGCACAACUGAAGUGAAAGGGUUUGUGGUUAACGAGUUAUUCAUAUUGAACGUGAUGAAAGGAGACAAGAUUUGGUACACACAAAAUACCAAAACCCACGACUUCAUUAAGCCUAGAAGACCAAUCAUCAAGUCAGUCAUCCAGAAGCCAAAUGGAGACUUUUCAGUUACCUUGGACACCACCUACAAGAAUAAAGCUUUUUGUGACAGCCUGGCUGUGGAGCUCACAUACAGCAUUGAUGGAAGCAGCAAUAAGGAGACAAGGCUUUUGGGAGAAGGUCAGACUACACAUGAGAUUGUAGGCAGUAACCUUCAACCUAACUCUGUAUAUAGUUUGAGAGCGAGAAUGAAAUCAACCUACCCCCCUAAUAAGACAUUCAGCGACUACAGUGACCCAUAUGUGUUCAAAACACCACAAUCGUUAGUAAACAUGCUCAGGAUAAUAAUCCCCAUCUUGUGUGUCAUUCUGUUAAUUUGUGUAUCUUCAGUCUAUUUCUGGUUCAACAGAAUCUUUAAACCAUGGUGGGACAAGAUUCCUACUCCAAGAUUUUCUACAGAUUUUGUAAAACAGGUCCCAAAGUUGCUGUCAUUCCAAACUGACGUCUUGUCUGUCAGUCUCGAUCCAACAGCAAACCAAGUCACCAAGAAGACAUGUGUGGAAUCUUCUCAAGGCCGGGGUGAAGCUAGGCACUGUAGUGACAGUCUAGAGAAAGGUGUUGAUUCAGGAUCGCCAUCGCUGAUUUACUCCUCAUCCAGCUACAAGAGCAUGGACGAGAACAGCUUUGAAAAUAAAUUAACAUCCGUCAGCCACGAGUAUGAAAAUCAGCAAUUGAAUGAAUCCAGUUUCUUAAUCAGCAAUAGAUUGCAAAUUCAAUCAAAGUCCUUUUUUGAAAACCCAGUUCCAACAAUGCAUCUGGGGAAGAACUUCCUGGAGCCAUAUAAGAACCUGGGCCAAAAGAUACAGAUGGAUUUUGAGUACAGUGUGUUGAAUGGUUGUACAGACUCUGGAAACUCCAAACUGAGUCAGAUCAUGCCCCACAACAAGGACAUGCCUGUGGUUCUUGCGUACGAGUCCAUCAACCAUCAUGAUGCUUUUAGCUCUUGUAGCAAUCCAAGCUUAGAGGAGCCAUUAAGCACCAUGAAACCACAAACUCUUACAUCUUCCGUCCAUGAUAACAUCCUUAUUCCGAUGGAGGACGAGUAUCAGUUGCUUUGAAGCAUAGCCUGAAACGCUGGAGAAUGAAAGAGCUACAAAGUUUGAAUUAGAUUAGAACAUCUCUCAGGGAAGUAUCAUGGUAAAAUUAUCAUCUUGUUUUGCAUCUCUUUCUAAGCAUUCAAAUGUACUCUGGGUUUGAUGAGCGAAAGAGAGAGAGCACUCAGGGUAGAACUUCCUCGAAGUAUAUUUAUAGUCACCUGUCAAAGUCUUUGGUAUUUGAAUGAAGAUUUGCAGUAGUGAUACACUACGCAUUUGUAUUGCAUCCACUAUGAAGCCCAACAUCAUGAAGAUUGACAGCUACGAUAAAGUAGUUUUUUCAUCCCUCAUUGUAUCAUUACUCCAAGCUGAUGGAUAGUUUUUUGAAUUUAGCUUUUCUAUGCUGUUUAGAAACAAUCUGCCAUCUUUAGUAUGUAUUUAUGUUAAAGUUGUUCCAACCCCCAAAUUAAGCCUUUAACACAUGUUGGUCAGAUCUCAAAUCCAUGUGUCCGCUCACUACAGAAAGCUGCACUGACCAACAGGAAAUCUCUGACUCCAUAAAGCACGCUGAAAAUUCUAUGUGAAAUGUCUCUCAUAUCGUUGAAAUGGUUCUUACUUAAUAGACUUACUUUAGAGGGCUUAAACACUCAAAUGCACAUUAAUACGUACAUUUGUGAAAUAUUUUGAAUUGUUUUUGAACUGUGAAAUUCAUUCUGACACCAUUAUCGACAGUUGGUCAUUUAGUGCAAGGAUAGUGAAAUGUUACUAAGGUUAAAGAUAAAUGUUCUGUACCCCGCUGUAAAUGUGUAUUAUAUAAAGUCUUGUGGGUUUGAACAGUC
Molecule: messenger RNA, 2455 nt
Organism: Neoarius graeffei (lesser salmon catfish)
Lineage: Eukaryota; Metazoa; Chordata; Actinopteri; Siluriformes; Ariidae
Product: interleukin-4 receptor subunit alpha-like
Exons: 10
Coding region: 147-1640 (497 amino acids)
Biological process (GO): immunoglobulin mediated immune response; cytokine-mediated signaling pathway
Cellular component (GO): external side of plasma membrane
Molecular function (GO): protein binding; cytokine receptor activity
Source: RefSeq, a predicted model, not a curated record